Messenger RNA from Ooceraea biroi (clonal raider ant), 1947 nucleotides. RefSeq names its product chitin-binding protein vajk4 (gene Vajk4). NCBI's taxonomy places the organism in Eukaryota, Metazoa, Arthropoda, Insecta, Hymenoptera, Formicidae. The record is from RefSeq and is a predicted model, not a curated record.
UUGCCAGUAGUAUACGUAAAGCGAGACUACGUACGGAUAAUAUAAGCGAUGAGGUGCAGGGAAAGUGCCAAGCUAUUAUAGCGCGGGGUAUAUAAGGCUCAGCCUAGAAAACGAAGCGGUUCAGUUAGUGGUUAUACGCCACGUUAAAACAUACGCGAACUCAAGAAUGAAUAUUAGGGUCGCCAUCGUUUUGGUGGCAGUGGCCACUCAAGUUCUAUGCGCGAGGGAUACGAACGAAGCGGACAAGAGCUCACAGGACAUCGCGGCGGAAGCGACGGGGAAGAGGACGGAAAAACGCGGUCUCCACCACAGUUUCGGUGAUUUAGGUGGCGGCGGAGGCGACGGUGGUGGCGGCGGCUACGGCGAUCAUCAUGAACACGUGAAAACGGUGACAGUCGUGAAGAAAGUGCCAGUACCAUACGAAGUAACGAAGCACGUGCCCUAUCUGGUGGAGAAGCAUGUACCGUACGAGGUGAAGGUCGGGGUACCGCAACCCUACACCGUCGAGAAGCACGUACCCUACCCGGUGAAGGUGUUCGUCAAAGUGCCGGUGCACGUGCCGCAGCCGUACACCGUCGAGAAGAAGGUGCCGUACGAGGUGAAGGUGCCCGUGGACAAGCCGUACGAAGUCAAGGUAUACGUGCCGCAGCCGUACACCGUGGAGAAGCACAUACCGGUACCAGUGAAGGUGCCGGUACCGCAGCCCUACACGGUCGAGAAGCAUGUGCCCUUCCCGGUGAAGGUAAAGGUGCCGGUACCGCAGCCCUAUCCCGUGGAGAAGCCGGUGCCCUACGAGGUAAAGGUACCAGUGGACAAGCCGUAUCCGGUCCCCGUGCCGAAGCCGUAUCCGGUCACCGUGGAGAAACCGUAUCCGGUGCCGGUCGAAAAGCCCGUACCGUACGAAGUGAAGGUGCCGGUAGACAAGCCGUACCCGGUGCCAGUAGAGAAACCGUAUCCGGUGCCAAUUAAGGUGCCAGUACCACAACCGUACCACGUGCAUAAGCCAGUGCCGGUGCCGGUGCCGAAGCCAGUCCCGGUACCGAUCAAGGUGCCGGUCGACAAACCGUACAUCGUCGAGAAGGAGGUGCCAGUUCCGGUCGAGAAGGAAAUACCGGUGCCGGUUAAAGUUCCGGUAGCCGUACCGGUACACGUACCGAAGCACGAGGAGUACGGCGGUUACGAUGGCGGUGAUCAGGGCGGUUACGGUGGUGGUGAUCACGGCGGUUACGGUGGCGGUGACCUGGGCGGUUACGGUGGCGGUGGAGGUCACGACUUCCACGGUGGUUUUGGCGGUGGUGGCGACUCGCACUCGUUUCACGGCUGAGUCUCGCGACGAUGCUGAAACGGCCCGUUGAGAGACGCCUCUUCAUCGCUCUCGCUCUCGAUGUAAACGCGCGCUUUUCUCCAAAUCGGGAUUUACUUUCUCGCUGGACCACUUUAGCAAUUUUCGCAAAAGCGAUCUCGGGAAUAGUACGCAAUUUUAGCCACUUAAAGAUCCCAGCCCCGAGACCGAUGUAUUAUUACGAGGAAUAUAUACGGGUGACGAUUAGCUGUUGCGAUUGACGAGUUUACUGUACUGACGUAUUCUUGUAUUAUAUUAGCGAAAAUAUAUACAGGUGAAAAUCUCUAGCGAUUAUAUCAGUCGCUAAAUGCUCUUACGCUGAAUGUUAUAAGAUAGAAAUUAGGAUCAAUUAGGAGCAAUUAUUCUAUUGGUUGCGAUAACAAGUCGCGCAUACACAUUUGUUAAAUUAAUACAUAUUACAAGCCUAAAGAUCUUCUGCAUGCUAUUUCUAUAUUCCAAAGAAAUACACGAAUACGUGUAAGUUUCAGCGAAUGUUUGCGGCAAUCCGUUAUGUCUAUGCAUAGAAUUGCUGUGAGGUAUGUUUACCAUACUAGAGAACGUUGUACCUAGAUAAGCUAAGUGAAAAAUUUACUGUGAAAAGAGUA